AUGGACUUCUGGCCUCGAAAAUCAUUCUCUCUGGCCAUUGUAGGUGGUGGCCUCGCUGGUCUCAGCCUGGCUCGUGGUCUUCUCAGACGCGGUGUCAACUGUCGAGUCUUUGAAGCCGCACCGGCCUUUGCGGAUAUUGGAGCCGGUCUGAGCUUUGCUUUGAACUCCCUGGAGGCUUUGAAAGCAGUCGACCCGGAUUCCUAUGGAAUGUUCCUGAAGAGGUGUGAUGCCGUGUCUGAGAAAAAGGAUGUGUAUAUGACCUAUCGAGAUGGAAUGUCGGAGGACGGCCAUGAAGUCACGACUCUUUACUGUAAAGGUUCCGGUCAGCGGGCCGUACAUCGUACAUUGUUGGUCAAGGAUAUGGUUUCUCUGAUGCCAGAAGGAACGUUCCACAUGGACAAGAGAUUGGAGAGUCUGGAAGAGAAUCCGUCUGGUGGAAUCACGUUGACCUUCGCGGAUGGCACUAUGUUUGACGCUGACGCGGUCGUUGGUGCGGACGGUAUCAAAUCCAAGACUCGACAGAUUCUUCUCGGUGAAGAAAAUCCAGACUCUCGUCCGAAAUACUCGGGAGAAUAUGCAUAUCGCAGCCUUGUGCCUAUGGACGAGGCUGUGGAUGUGCUUGGUGAAGAUUUCGCAAAGAAUGGCAAUGUCAACAUUGCUGAUGGCGCUCUAACCACAACUUACCCUGUUGAGAGAGGGACCAUGUUGAACGUUGUUGCAGCUCGUGAUCAGCCAACAUGGGAGAAUCCGAGCUGGGUGAUUCCAGCCAACAAGGCAUCUAUUGAAGAGGAAUUCAAAGAUACAGGUCCCAAGAUGCGGCAAGUGGUCUCUCUUCUGAAAGAACCCCAAAAGUGGUCUCUAUGGCAUCAUCCUUCUGCUUCGACAUUCUACCGAGGUCGUCUCGUCAUCGUUGGCGAUGCAGCGCAUGCCGCAACUCCACAUCAAGGAGCAGGAGCUGGACAAGCAUUUGAAGACGCCCUUGUGCUCGCCAAUCUGCUCGCUAAUGAUAACGUCAACCGAGCCGAAGACCUUGAGAGCGCUUUUGCCGCAUUCGAUUCCAUCAGACGGCCACGAACUUUGAAAGUGGUCGAAACAAGCCGAGAAAACGGCAAAGUGUGCAUGAAAAAGGGCAAGGACACAGGAGCUGAUCUGGGACAAAUCAAGGAAAAUCUGGACAAGCGAUUCGAGUGGAUUUGGUACGACAACCUCGACAGCCAGGUCGACGAGGCUGUGGGGAAAUUGAAGGAUAUCCUGGGAUCCAACUUGAACGAGGACUCCCAGUCUCCUUCGCCGCAUCAACUUCUCGACGAAUCUACCGUUGAAGCAAAAUACAAAGCCCCACUCCUCAGAAGCAAGAGUUUAGGUCAUGCGGCGUCGCAAUUGGUAAAGGUGUUAAAGGAGUUUUUGCGGCGAAUUUAG
Messenger RNA from Rhinocladiella mackenziei CBS 650.93, 1419 nucleotides. RefSeq lists its product as uncharacterized. Gene Ontology annotation, molecular function: FAD binding. Gene Ontology annotation, biological process: secondary metabolite biosynthetic process. NCBI's taxonomy places the organism in Eukaryota, Fungi, Ascomycota, Eurotiomycetes, Chaetothyriales, Herpotrichiellaceae. The record is from RefSeq and is a predicted model, not a curated record. The transcript is spliced from 2 exons. Bases 1 to 1419 code for a protein of 472 amino acids.